This is a messenger RNA of Culex quinquefasciatus (southern house mosquito), 904 nucleotides long. It is a transcript of the gene uri, whose product is annotated as unconventional prefoldin RPB5 interactor-like protein. Bases 102 to 758 code for a protein of 218 amino acids. Gene Ontology annotation, biological process: negative regulation of phosphatase activity; negative regulation of transcription by RNA polymerase II. The transcript has 2 exons. The record is from RefSeq and is a predicted model, not a curated record. Gene Ontology annotation, molecular function: phosphatase inhibitor activity; transcription corepressor activity; chromatin binding. Lineage: Eukaryota; Metazoa; Arthropoda; Insecta; Diptera; Culicidae.
UGUUUUGAUUCCGGCAUCCACACGCCGUGUGAUUUUUUGUUUUGAAUCUCUUUUGCAUUGUUGCUCAAAACGGUGAGCGUUACAUUUUCAUAUUAUUUAUCAUGGAUCUUUACAGUAAAGUGUACACCGAGGCUCUGCAGAAGAAUACAGCGGAGGCGGCAAAAUGGAAACAAUACGAACAAGAACAUCAGGAAGUGAAAUCCAAUCUGGACCUGUAUCGCAAGCAGUUCAAAGUUGAUAUUCUUAUCCCGAUCGGAUCAAAAGCCUUACUCCCGGGCUACUUGUACCACACCGGGGAAGUGUUGGCCAGUCACGGUUCCGGUUACUUUUCCGACUGUACCGUCAAUCAGGCCAAAGUAAUCGUUGAUCAUCGCCUUAAAGCCGCCCGGGAAAUGCUGCAAAAAUACGACAGGGAGCGAGAACUUUUUACCGAUAAGGUGGAAGUGCCUUUUGCAGAGGAAGCAUUUGGAGGUCAGGAAAUCAUCGAAGAAUACGACGACCAACGAGAAAGUGUGUGGCGCGAAGAGCAUCGACAACGUGUCAAGGAAAGCAAAAUACGCGAGGCGCAGGAAAGGCAGCAGAACAAGCAGGAUAGCACAGACCGACAAAUCAUGGAGCAUCUGGAAGAGUUGGAGCUGAUGGAGGAGCUAGAAGCGGAAAUAGACAGAUUGAAUGUGCCCCCCAACGACGAACAGUUGCACAAGUUGAUGUCUGGCGAGAUCAGGUUGAGUGAAAAAGAGAAUUGCUCACGAUCGUGAAACAGAACACCACUCAAAUACAUCAUGCACUCCGGUGCACAAUUCCUCAAACGACGAACAAUGUGAAAUUGAAACCACUGACGACGACGAGGAGGAGGACGAAGAGUCGAGUGCUUCGGAAGAUAACGUUUCACCAGCAUUCUUAA